This is a messenger RNA of Trichoderma virens Gv29-8, 537 nucleotides long. RefSeq lists its product as uncharacterized. The transcript has 2 exons. The record is from RefSeq and is a predicted model, not a curated record. The coding region runs from base 1 to 537 and encodes 178 amino acids. NCBI's taxonomy places the organism in Eukaryota, Fungi, Ascomycota, Sordariomycetes, Hypocreales, Hypocreaceae.
AUGCCUCCGAGACACCAAACCCUCCCUCCCGCGCAAACCAGCUCGGCAAAAGAGGCCCAGAAAUCCUUCUACUGCACCCUCUGCUCCAAGGGCUACUCCCGCAUGAACGACUAUGAGGCCCAUCUCAGCAGCUAUGAUCACAGCCACAAGCAGCGCCUCAAGGACAUGAAGGCCAUGGUGCGCGACCCCAACGCGGGCGCAAAGGCGAGGAAGGCCGAGGCCAAGGCAGACGGCAUGGUCAGCAUCAAGUUGAACGACCAAGAUGCGCCCUCCUCUGGCGGCGGCGGUGGUGGUGGAGGCUUCAAGAAGGGCGGCUUCAAAAAGACUGGCUUUAAGAGUGCCUUUGCUCCGGUAGAAGCGUCCGCAUCGACUACAGCCGCUUCGCAACCACCGACAGAUGCGUCCCGUAAACUAGCGAAUAAGGCUCGCGCGCUUAUGGAUGCGGAAAAGCCGGCCCUCUACAAAGGCUCUCUCGUGGAGAGCGAUACGGAAGAUGAAGGAUACGAGGUCUACGACCCCAGGUUUCCCACUGAUUGA